Molecule: messenger RNA, 1876 nt
Organism: Maniola jurtina (meadow brown)
Lineage: Eukaryota; Metazoa; Arthropoda; Insecta; Lepidoptera; Nymphalidae
Product: putative transporter svop-1
Exons: 12
Coding region: 32-1552 (506 amino acids)
Biological process (GO): transmembrane transport
Molecular function (GO): transmembrane transporter activity
Source: RefSeq, a predicted model, not a curated record
CUACGUGUCUACAAAAUAGAAUUCGUACAAAAUGAAAUUAGAAAGCAACAUGAAAAAAGGCAAAGAUGACCUCCCCCUACAGCAAGUUCCCAUUGACAAGUUGGACAUUAAUAUGGAGGUUGACUUGGAGAGAGCUUUAGAACUUUGUGGCGUCGGAAGAUAUCAGAUUUUUCACUGUGCUUUGAUGGUGAUCAUACUUGGUGCGGCCAUGCUAGAGAUGAUUGGCUCCUCCUUUAUCUUACCAGCCGCUGCCUGCAAUUUGGAUAUACCUGAUCAUUUGCGAGGAAUUAUUACGUCCAUCCCUAAUAUAGGAGUGAUACUGACGGCGCCGUUCUGGGGUCGUGCGGCAGACACCUUCGGCAGGAAGCCAGUUCUACUGUUCUCCACCGCCGUGGCUGGAGUCAUCGCGCUGCUGGCUUCCUUCAUGCCCAACCUGCUGAGCUUUGCGUUGUGCAAGUUUGCUGGUUCCCUGUUUCUUUCCUGCCCUUCGUCCCUGGGCUUCGCGUACGCGGGAGAGCUGAUGCCGAGGGCGAAGAGAGAUCUCGCGGUGUUGAUAUGCAAUGCUCUGCUGAUGCUGAUUGCUUCAUUGUGUCCUAUUUUUGCCUGGGGCGUGCUAUCCAUCAACUGGCAGACCCUGGGUCUUCAACCCUGGAGGGUCCUGACCUCAGUGUACGCUACUCCUCUCAUCCUCGCUGCAGCGUGGUUGACACAGGCCAAGGAGAGCCCCAAGUUCCUGAUGACCAAGGGCAAACCGGGCGAAGCUUUGGAAGUGCUAAGGCAUAUCUUUUCUUUCAAUAGCAGAUGCGAGAAGAAUACCUAUUGUGUUACAUCACUGCAGAGUGAAGAAGACAAAUCAGUGGACAGUGAGUGUGCAGCGAGUGGUGGCAGUCAGACAACGUGGGCGUUGCUGCGACCACCGCAUUUGAAGUGGCUCAUAUUGGCUGGCUUCUUGAUGUUCGGCUUGUUUUCCUUAUUGAACGGGCUAUUCUUGUUCGCUCCCAACACGAUAAACAAGGUGAUGACUCAGUCAAACCAACCUGCCACGAUUUGUAUGUUGAUGAACCAACCUGAAAACCAAACCGCUGACGCAACCUGUUCGGACAGCAUCUCCUACGACACGUUCCAGAUCACCGCGGUGACGUCAGUGGUCUACGGCGUGCUGGUGCUGCUGCUCAGCCUCAGCCCGCUCAGCAAGAAGGCUUUGCUGGUCGGCAUGUACGCUGCCGUCGGCGCCAACUGCCUCGUGUCCGCUCUCACGAGCAACAGGAUCAUCGCCGGGAUAUCGAUGUCAGCUCUUCAGAUAACUGCGCUUGGCAUUGGUCCUCUCUGCGCCUACACCGUGCAACUCUUCCCUACUAGUUUAAGAGGCACGGCAGUUGGCGCCGUGCUGAUGUUUGGACGCCUGGGUUCGGUGACGGGCGCCAACGCUGCUGGCAUCUUCUUGGCUGGAGCCUGCACUGCCACGUUCUACGGAUUCGCGGCGCUUCUGUUCUUGUGCGCAGGCCUGAGCUUUCUACUACCGCGAGACCAGCCGGCGAGCAAAGUUGGAUGAUGAACUACUUUUAUAUGCUACUUUUUAAUACUCUGACUGAAACUAAUAGUAAAUCAUGUGAAUAUUAGCUUUAUUUUAUACACAAUGCAUUUAUUUGUAUUUAAGAAAAGUUUGUUGUAAUGCCCGCUCUACACUCGCGCGCAAAUCGCGGCCCGAAGGUCCGGGAACGCUCCGUGAACGGCGCGAAUCAACGACCUCACUUAUUAUUUUGCUCCGUCCACGCAAUUUUCCCAACUUACUUCCUUUCGGCAGUAGACAUAAUUUUUUUUAUAUUUCAGCUCUUAUACUUUGAUUUUACUGCCUAAUGAGUAUUCUUUUCAUUAA